Messenger RNA from Trichobilharzia regenti, 882 nucleotides. The record is from the annotation of a GenBank genome assembly. NCBI's taxonomy places the organism in Eukaryota, Metazoa, Platyhelminthes, Trematoda, Strigeidida, Schistosomatidae.
AUGUCUGAUCGUCUUCAUAGUGACAUGUUUACUUUCCUCGCAGAUGCUAGCGAUGCAUUUUCAGAACAUUUUCGUCCGGAUUUGGAGGCAUUGGCUGGACGUACUGGUUUGCCAUGGACACCUGGUCAAUUAGGUCCAGUCGCUGUUGUAUUUCAAGAGACUCAGCAUACUCUACCACUAGAUGAGCCUCGUGCAAUGGCUUCAGGGAAUAGUACUACAUGCAAUGAUCGUCUGGGAUCUGCUGAACCGUCUAACGAAAGGAUGUCUGCUUUAAGCUCCAGAUUUUUGACAGGACGUCUUGUGGCAAUAAGACGUAAUGCUAAUGCAUUCUCUUCACGUGUUUAUGUUGGGACACAAACUAAAGUUCCGUCAACAAAUUUCCAACCCCUAGCAUCUAUGGUUGCAUCUAUGAUACGUGAUAUACCUGUUAGAGCACCACGGAAGUUAAUUCAUAUCUUUCAUAUUCUUCAAGCUCUUAACACGCGUUUAUCAUCUGAUCUUCCGUGUUCAUCGCCAACAUUUGUUGAAGAAUAUUUUACCUGUCCGUGUAAAUGUACCAGUUGUGGUGUAAGGUGUUGUUUAAGUGUAAAUCACACAUCGAAUAAUGUGGCUCAUAAAGCGGAAUGCUUAGAUUCUAGUGGGAUCAAUACAACACCUUGUCGAUAUGAUCCAACACUACAAAACAAAUUAUAUUUCUGCAAACUGUGUUAUGCUUAUGGUCAAAGGACCAUGAUGGUUCCUAAAAGUGGAGAGUCAAAUGCUGUGUACUUUGCCAGUCAACUGAUUGCCAAAUGUUUUCAGAUCAAUACUGAUACAAUACAAAGUUAUUUUACAACUAACUGUUUACAACUUGCCUUAUUCAGUUUGAUAGAAAAUCAUUGA